AUGUCCAUCAUCGACACGACCAAAGAUCUGUCGGCACUGUUCACAAAACAGGUCCAAGCCACUCCAGAUCUCAUUGCUCUUGAAGACGACAAGGAGACAUAUACAUACCAGCAGCUUCACGACAAAGUUUCGACGCUUGCCGCCCGGUUACGAAGUCAUGGCGUGGGACGCGAUAGCUUGGUUGGGGUACUGCUGCCGCGUUCCGCCAACUAUGUGAUUGCUUGUCUGGCAGCUCUACAAGCCGGUGGCGCAUUCCUGGUGCUGGAAUUGGCAUAUCCCCCAGAUCUGCUUGCAGACGUUCUAGAAGAUGCACAACCAGCAAUUGUGGUUACUAUCAGUGCUGAGGUUGGGAAAAUCAAGGCAGGGACAGCACUUGUUGUCUUAGAUGAGCAAGAAACAGCCACAAACGGUCAUACAGAAGAGCAGAAACAACAACCACUACCUUCGGAAGAUGACCUUGACAAAUUAGCUUUUGUCGCCUACUCAAGUGGAACCACUGGAAAGCCCAAAGGCAUUGCAAAUCCACACAGAGCAUCAGUACUUUCUUAUAAUCUCAGGUUCGGUCUGUCGGAUUUACAACCAGGCGACCGUGUGGCGUGCAAUGUCUUCUUUGUCUGGGAGAUCAUUCGUCCCCUCUUACGCGGAGCUACAGUCGUGGUUGUUCCAGACGAUGCGAGUUAUGAUCCCCGAAUGCUCGUAGAUUUACUGGCGACCAAGAAAAUCACCGAAACACUUUUUACCCCUACACUCUUUGCCGCUGUUCUGGCUCGCCACCAAGCACUGGGUUCCCGAUUACCAGACCUGAAGACCAUCUGGCUGAAUGGAGAGGUUGUAACAACAGAUCUCGCGCGAAGAGGCCUGAAAGCUCUUCCAAAUACUCGCCUACUUAACGUCUAUAGCGCAUGCGAGACCCAUGAAAUUGCCUGUGGAGAUAUCAAGGACAUGUUGGAGAAGCUUGACCAAGGUGCUAUCUACUGCUCAGUGGGGCCCCCACUCAUUGACCGCAAGCACAUUUACAUUCUCGAUGAGUCGGGUCAAAAGGUGGAAGAAGGGGAGAAUGGCGAGCUCUUCGUUGGUGGGCACUUACUCGCCCGAGGCUAUCUCAACCGCCCAGAAACUACCGCGAAAGCUUUCGUCCGAAAUCCGUACAUCUCGAAGGUCGGUGCUCGCAUGUACAGAACGGGCGACAAGGCAAGACUUCUCGCAAAUGGCCUACUCGAGAUCACUGGACGUGUGGGAGCAAUGAUCAAGAUACGUGGUUAUUCAGUUGUUCCUGGAAAGGUCGAGAGCGCAAUUGUGAACCAUCUUGCUGCUAGUCGAUGUGCUGUUGUUCCCUGGGGAGAGGGUAUCGAUCGCCAACUCGUUGCUUACUUCGUCCGUGACAAGGACUCCUCCGAUGAACGUCCUGUAGUGGAGGUUGACCGGACAGGUCGCAGUGCAACUGCACGGCGCAUGCUGAUACCAUAUCUUGCGCAUUACAUGAUUCCUUCUCUAUGGGUCGAGCUUGAAGAACUACCCACGAGCGACGUCUCUGGUAAGGUCAACCUCAAAGCGCUGCCACCGCCGAGGCCCAGUUCGCCAACCGGCAGUGCGCGCAAAUUCGAGCAGAGUCCCAUUACCAUCGAGCAGGUCACUGAGAUCUGGGCUUCGAUUCUCGGCGUCAGCGCAAGCUCGAUUACCCCAGAAUACAACUUCUUCGACCUUGGCGGUCAUUCUCUACUUCUUGCAGAUCUAGCUGCACGCUUGUCGAACACGUUUGGUUUCAGAGUACCAGUUGCACGGCUGGCCAACCCAGCAACACUCAAUGGACACUUAGAUACCGUCCGAGCCAUUCGAGACGGUCAUACCGCCGAGGUGCAAGAAAAUCUGCCAGCUGUGCUGCGCGCAGACUCUGUACUAGACAAGGAUAUCCAUCCUCAAUUUUCUAAAUUUUGUGCCAUCAAGGAUGCCAGAACAGUAUUCCUCACCGGUGUCACUGGUUUCCUUGGGGCUUUCCUUUUGCGAGAUCUCUUGGAGAACACCUCCGCUCAGAUUCUCUGCAUGGUCCGUUUUGCAGACUCAUCACAGGACGAUAUCCCCGCUGGUAUUGCUAGAAUCCGCAGGAAUAUGCUUGACUUUGGCCUCUGGAGCGACAACAUCAUGGAGCGCGUAGAAAUUCUUCCGGGCAACCUGUCUCGUAAACGGUUUGGCCUUCCACCUGACACCUUCAAGGAGCUUGCCGAGCGUACUGAUGUCAUUCUUCACGCUGCAGCUACUGUCAACCUGGUAUACCCCUAUGCUGCGCUGCAAAAGCCCAACGUUGGUGGUACACGAGAGAUCCUUCGUCUAGCCGCUCAGGGUGGUGCAACUGUCCAAUACAUUUCCACGAAUGGUGUCUUGCUUCCAAAGCCAGGCCGCGAGGGAUGGCCUGAAGAUGCCAUGCUUGAAGUAGAUGACGUUGUCAAGCUUGCUGAUGGCUAUGGGCAGACAAAGUGGGUUGCUGAACAACUCGCGCUAGAAGCUGGUCGCCGUGGAGUGCCUAUAAAGAUACAUCGCAUCGGCACCAUCAGUGGCCACAGCGAGACAGGUGCUGCUAACGCUUGGGAUCUUUUGACAGCCUUGAUCGUCGAGUCAAUCAGGAUAGGUCACUACCCAGAGGUCAAUGGAUGGCGUGCCGAGAUGACCCCCGUGGACUUUGUCAGCAAGGCCGUCAUUCACCUUAGCAACGAGACCGAGACCGAGCAACCCAUCUUCCAUAUUGGUGACCCCGAUCCUGUAGAUAUCAGCCAGGUGUUUGAGGACCUUAACGCUCUUGGCUAUCCGACUAAGCCACUUGAGUUUGAGAAGUGGGUUGCGCUCUGGGAUGACAAGCGAGGCUCUGCCAAGGGUGGCGAUGGUGCAUUCACUGUGGACAUUUUACGAAGCGGUAUGCCUAGCAUCGAAUUUCUCAGGGACGUUGUUGUGCUAGAUAAUGCAAAGACGAGACCAUUACGCUUGGCUAUCGAGCGCCCGAAGGUGGAUCAAGUCCUCCUUGAGACCUACACUCGCCAUUGGUAUGCUCGAGGUUGGCUACCAAAACCACCAACCCGUCAGGAUGCUGCCGGAGGUUGCGCCAGGCUCCCCCGAAGAGGACCACUGUUUGGCAAGGUUGUGGUCGUCAUGGGUGCAUCGUCUGGUAUCGGUGCUGCUACUGCUGCAGCACUCGCCCGUGAGGGUUGCCAUGUCGCCCUUGCGGCUAGACGAGUCGAUGCGCUUGAAGAUCUCAAGAAGCGCCUAGUGAUUCGCGAAAGCAAGGUCAUCACCCAGAAGACUGACAUCACCGACAAAGUACAGGUCGAAGCACUAGUCGCUACAGUGGAGAAGCAGCUGGGUCCCAUCGACAUCUUCGUCUCGGUUUCCGGUGUCAUGUACUUCACCAUGAUGGCCAACACGCAAACCGAUCAAUGGAACCAGACUGUCGACGUCAACUGCAAGGGUCUUUUGAACGUCAUUUCUUCUGUAGUCCCCUCCAUGCUUAAGCGCGGCAAGGGCCAUCUCGUCGCCAUCUCCUCGGACGCCGGUCGCAAGGUCUUCCCCGGUCUUGGCGUAUAUUCUGCGUCAAAGUUCUUCGUCGAGGCUACUCUGCAGAGCCUACGCGUCGAAACAGCGGGAUCGGGUUUGCGGGUGACGAGCGUGCAGCCAGGCAACGUAGCCACCGACUUGCUGGGCAUGAGUACGGAUCAGGAAGCGUUGAAGAAGUAUGGUGAGCCGAGCGGGGCAAAGGUCCUGGAUCCGGAGAAUGUGGCGGAUAGCAUUGUGUAUGCGCUCAGGCAGCCGGAGCAUGUUGCGGUGAACGAGAUUAUGAUUGAGCCAAGGGAUGAGCCGAUUUGA
This is a messenger RNA of Plenodomus lingam JN3, 3849 nucleotides long. RefSeq lists its product as uncharacterized. Gene Ontology annotation, molecular function: phosphopantetheine binding. The record is from RefSeq and is a predicted model, not a curated record. NCBI's taxonomy places the organism in Eukaryota, Fungi, Ascomycota, Dothideomycetes, Pleosporales, Leptosphaeriaceae.